Molecule: messenger RNA, 1141 nt
Organism: Stegodyphus dumicola
Lineage: Eukaryota; Metazoa; Arthropoda; Arachnida; Araneae; Eresidae
Product: MAPK regulated corepressor interacting protein 2-like
Source: RefSeq, a predicted model, not a curated record
GCUACUCAACGUAAUUGUAGGCUAAGUGGACCAGAAAUCUCAUCGCAACUAAGGUCGCGAUCGUCGAAAAUCUAUGAAUGUUUGUUGCAAUUCAGAAAAAGAAAGGCAUGUAUACUGUUGCAAACAGGCCAUUUAAACUACUUGCAAAUACUAGGAGAGGCAUUACUCAAAAAGUAGAUCCCCUUGAGAACAAUAACAACAAUCGGGAUUCUGCAAAAUAUGGAACACACGUUAACAUGAGCUUACCUAGACCUGUGUUUCAUCAGGUGAAUGGUAGAAAAACACAAGUUCAAAAAGUUCGCCAAGAAAACUUUCCUCCACAGUAUGAAGAGUUAAUUAAAUAUAUUCAAGAUACAUGGACUAGUGUUCACAAAGAGUAUGAAUCAUCAAAUGAAUCUUCUGACAGUAAAGUGCCUAAAGUUGUGUAUUAUAAAGACAAUAGUGAAGAUUCACACCUGAAACAAUUCAAGAGAUUUGAUCUGGAGUCAUUUUGGGGCGAGCGAUUUCUUCAGAAUAUACAACAGUCUACAUAAUUAAAAUUCUUAGUAGUUUGAUUAUAAAAGACGGAAUUAGUGAGAUAGUUCAAAUUUGUUGUGAAUUAGAAGGUAAUAAAGGAGUGCUAAGAAGUUAAUUGUGCAUUCCACAGAUCAUGACUCAAUGAUCACAAACCAUUGGAAAAGCAUAGUAUAUUUUUUUCAUAUUUUAUUUUAGUUGAACAAGGUUUGCAUCCAUUUCACAUCAGUAUCUAUUUACAUUUCAUGCGGACAGACUGAUUUAAAGUUACAUUUCAUCUAUAAUGAUGACUCAUUUUGCAGAUUUUAUGUUACUUUUCCCCAAUUCAUGAAGAGUAACUACUGUGUGGUUUUUAUAAGAUACAGAGUGCUGUAAUGACAGCAAUACCUUACAUCAGAACUCUAAACAAAUGAAAUUUGCGUAAAAGAAUAACUGUUUUCUGGCAAUUAUAGACAGUAAAUUUGUUUUGCAUUUAAUAGUGUGUGUUUCAGUAAGAGUCUCAGUUUCCUUUGAUGUUAAAGAGCAUCUAAACAACACCGAAGAAAUAUGUUGUUGCGUUAUUUUUUGUUGUAGAAUAAUGAGUAACUGUUAUUUAAGGUAAAAAUAAAGUACUAAAUUUGAAUUUGCU